Molecule: messenger RNA, 204 nt
Organism: Paracoccidioides lutzii Pb01
Exons: 2
Coding region: 1-204 (67 amino acids)
Molecular function (GO): protein binding
Source: RefSeq, a predicted model, not a curated record
AUGAUACGAGCAGCCGGCAAAGUUGGCAAUAGAGGAAAUUACGGAGAAGCAGCCAAAGGUGCAACCGACGCGGCCCUACUUGAUUCCCAUUAUGUCAAAACAUGGGUAAAACGCCGGGAUGUGGAGCUGAAGCGCGACAAGGCGAACAACGCGCAUAGUACGUACCAGAAAGCAACUGAGCUUUUAGGUGACUCUGCCCUUUAG